AAAUAGCUAUAUUCUUCCUCAUAUCUUUCAAAACACUUCUCCCUCUUUCUUUUUUACUUGUAUCCUCCCUUUUGUUUUAUGGUAUUUUCCUUCAGAGGUUUCUCAAAACUUGCUAGCCAGCAGCCAUAUAAAUAUAAAAGAAUAGGAACAUGAAGAUCAUGUUUGGAGCCCACAAAUCUCUACUGCUUCUGCUUAUUUUCAUGGCACUCAUUGUUGGUCAAGCCCUCCCACCUCAUCAUUAUAUUUCUGUCAGUUUUGGCAAGGAAGUUGCACCAAAUGGCAAUGGAGGUCAUAUGUAUAGCAAGGAGGGAGCAAGAGAAGAAGAAGUAGGAACGGAACUAUAUCCGACCGGUUCGAGCUUGCCGGACUGCUCUCAUGCCUGUGGACCUUGCUUUCCAUGCAAGAGGGUGAUGGUGAGCUUCAAAUGCUCCUCAGUUGGAGAGUCUUGCCCUAUUGUUUACAGGUGCAUGUGUAAAGGAAAAUAUUAUCAUGUGCCUUCAGCUUGAUGAAAUAUGCACAUGUAAAUUUAUGACUUGGCAUUAUAAUUAUUAGGUUCACCAGGUUGAUUUAUGGCCUUGAAUUUUGCUGUUAGUUUUGUUUAGGUAAUGCUUGUAUUGUUUCUUCCUUUCUUUUUAUGCCAUUGUUAAGUAA
Ricinus communis (castor bean) is the source of this 651-nucleotide messenger RNA. RefSeq names its product protein EPIDERMAL PATTERNING FACTOR 2. The coding region runs from base 150 to 506 and encodes 118 amino acids. The transcript is spliced from 3 exons. The record is from RefSeq and is a predicted model, not a curated record. NCBI's taxonomy places the organism in Eukaryota, Viridiplantae, Streptophyta, Magnoliopsida, Malpighiales, Euphorbiaceae. Gene Ontology annotation, biological process: stomatal complex development; guard cell differentiation.